This is a messenger RNA of Postia placenta MAD-698-R-SB12, 1101 nucleotides long. RefSeq lists its product as hypothetical. NCBI's taxonomy places the organism in Eukaryota, Fungi, Basidiomycota, Agaricomycetes, Polyporales, Adustoporiaceae. Gene Ontology annotation, cellular component: plasma membrane. The coding region runs from base 1 to 1101 and encodes 366 amino acids. The record is from RefSeq and is a predicted model, not a curated record. The transcript is spliced from 5 exons.
AUGUCGCAAGAUAACAAGUACCGCGCAGAGUCCCCCAGCGAGCACUCCUCACGUGGAAACGUCGUUGACCACAACGCUCCUAACGUUACAGACGACAAUGGCGUACAAAGGACCAGGAGAGCGCCUCUCAAUGGCGAGCCUCAUGUGAUCAAGGUGCAGCCUCUCAAGCGAAGCGAGAUGCAGCCCUCGUAUGCGCAGGACCUCGGCACAUCUGAGGUGACCCAUGGCGUAUAUGGCAAUAUGAUACAGGCAUUGGGCUCUUGCGUCGGGUUCUGUGGCGCUAUCCCCUGUUGCCCAUUGCCUAACCCCUUCCGCAACAUCCCUCAAGGCUCCGUGGGGCUUGUCAGCCGCUUCGGCAAGUUCUACAAGUCCGUCGACCCCGGGCUCGUGCAAGUGAACCCCUGCACGGAGGCCGUGCGCAUCGUCGAUGUCAAGAUCCAAAUCGUGUCGAUUGGCAGACAGAAGGUCAUCACGCGCGAUAACGUCGACGUCGAAAUCGACUCCGUGAUGUACUUCCAGAUCACAAGCCCCUACCGCGCAGCCUUCGGGAUCACCGACCUGCGCCAGGCCCUCAUCGAGCGCGCCCAGACGACACUGCGGCACGUCGUCGGCGCGCGCGCCGUGCAGUCCGUCGUGACCGAGCGCGAGGCGAUCGCGUUCGAGAUCGCCGAGAUCGUCGGCGACGUCGCGGACAAGUGGGGCGUCGCGAUCGAGGGCAUCCUCAUCAAGGACAUCGUCUUCGGCCCGGAGGUCUCCGCCUCGCUCUCGUCCGCCGCGCAGCAGAAGCGCAUCGGCGAGUCCAAGGUCAUCGCCGCCCGCGCCGAAGUCGACGCGGCCCGCCUCAUGCGCCAGGCUGCGGACAUCCUCGCGUCGCCCGCCGCGAUGCAGAUCCGCCAGCUCGAGGCGCUCCAGACGAUGGCCAAGACCGCGAACAGCAAGGUUGUGUUCGUGCCUAUGCAGCUGCAGAGCGAUGUUGUCGGCAAGAUGGCAUACCAGGGUGAAGCGUCCGGCUCUGGCUCGGGUAUGCUUAGUAGCGAAGCUGGCGAUGGCGUCGGCGCUGCUGGUCGCGCGGGGCUUCUUAACAGCGUCUCGCAAAUGUAA